CUUACGAAGACGGUCUAUAUAUAGGUGUAUACGACUUUAUAAGGUUCCAAUUCCAAAACCCAAGUCGGUGGCCUCUCUCACAGAUCAAAAAUCUCUCCGAGCUUAAGCGAGAGAACGAAACCAGUCUCCUUUUUUAUCUCGUGUAGGAACCAAGACAUUGAAUUUUGAAUUUGAUCUUGGAGAAUGAGUGAUCAAGAUUUCGAAGGGAGUAGUGAACCAGUGGACCUUAUCAAUCAUCCGUCAGGGAUCGUUCCCACUCUUCAGAACAUCGUUUCUACAGUUAACUUGGACUGCAAGCUUGACCUAAAGGCGAUAGCUUUGCAAGCACGGAACGCCGAAUAUAACCCUAAACGUUUUGCCGCUGUGAUCAUGAGGAUAAGGGAACCAAAGACCACGGCGUUGAUCUUCGCCUCGGGGAGGAUGGUCUGCACUGGAGCCAAGACGGAAGACUCCUCCAAGCUGGCUGCUAGGAAGUACGCCAGGAUAAUUCAGAAACUUGGGUUCGAAGCAAAGUUCAAAGACUUCAAGAUUCAAAACAUCGUAGCUUCUUGUGAUGUGAAGUUUCCUAUAAGGCUUGAAGGCCUUGCUUGCUAUCACCACGCUUUCGCAAGUUACGAGCCGGAGAUAUUUCCAGGACUGAUUUAUAGGAUCAGAGGGAGAGGAGAGGAUAAAGAGAGUAAAGGAGCACAGGUUGUGAAAAAAAAAAAGAAAAGAAAAGAGAGUAAAGGAGCACAGGUUGUGAUGCUAAUCUUUGUGUCUGGGAAGAUAGUUAUCACUGGAGCCAAGAAGAGAGAGGAGACCUACAAGGCCUUUGAGAAUAUAUACCCGGUCCUCACUCAGUUCCAGAAGAAGUUCAGGAGGUAGGCCAAGCUCGGAUCUUGGAGCUGUGUGUGGUCUUUUGUCCCCUUGGAUUGCUAAGCUUGCUUCGAUUUUCUUUUUUUUUCGUUUAACGAGUAUUGAUUUUGAUGUUUGGGAUAUGAGAAAGAUCAGUAUAUUCAUAUUAUUACAAGAAAAAUAUCUUUGAAA
This is a messenger RNA of Raphanus sativus (radish), 1026 nucleotides long. Its product is annotated as TATA-box-binding protein 1. The coding region runs from base 184 to 864 and encodes 226 amino acids. Gene Ontology annotation, molecular function: DNA binding; RNA polymerase II general transcription initiation factor activity. The transcript has 2 exons. Gene Ontology annotation, biological process: DNA-templated transcription initiation. Lineage: Eukaryota; Viridiplantae; Streptophyta; Magnoliopsida; Brassicales; Brassicaceae. The record is from RefSeq and is a predicted model, not a curated record.